Molecule: messenger RNA, 1251 nt
Organism: Vicia faba (fava bean)
Lineage: Eukaryota; Viridiplantae; Streptophyta; Magnoliopsida; Fabales; Fabaceae
Source: the annotation of a GenBank genome assembly
AUGAUUCUUCUACACUUAAUGAAGUUCUCUGUCUUACUUUUUUUCUUGGUUGUAGCAACUUUUCUUUAUCAAGUUCAAGCUUCAAAUCAUGGUUUCUUUAGUAGAAAAAAAGUUGGAAUUUCUCCUACCAUUGAUGAUGGUAUAUGUGCUUCUUCUAUUAUUGUUUAUGGAUACAAAUGUCAAGAAAUUCAGGUUGUAACUAAAGAUGGGUAUAUUUUAAGCCUACAAAGAAUUCUUGAAGGUAGGAAUAAAGCUAAAAAUGGGAGCAUGAAAAAACAGCCUGUAAUAUUACAACAUGGAGUAUUAGUGGAUGGUAUGACAUGGCUUAUGAACUCUCCAGAACAAGAUUUGCCUCUAAUUUUAGCUGAUAAUAGUUUUGAUGUUUGGAUUGCUAAUACUAGAGGAACCAAACAUAGUCGCCGACAUGUCUCAUUAGACCCCUCUAACCCGGUCUUUUGGAAUUGGUCUUGGGAUGAACUUGUUACAUAUGACUUACCAGCUGUGUUUGAUUAUGUGUACAGUCAAACGGGACAAAAGAUUAAUUAUGUUGGUCAUUCUUUGGGAACAUUAAUAGCUUUAGCUUCUUUCUCUGAAAGAAAUUUGGUUAAUCAAUUGAAAUCCGCAGCUUUGUUGAGCCCAAUUGCUUAUUUGAGUCAUAUGAACACUGCACUAGGUGUUGUUGCAGCUAAAUCUUUUGUUGGUGAGAUAACUACACUAAUUGGUCUAGCCGAAUUUAAUCCAAAAGGGCUACGCAUCGAUGCCUUUGUGAAGCUUCUUUGUGAUUAUCCUAGAAUAGACUGUUACGACUUAAUGACUGAAUUAACUGGUAAAAAUUGUUGUCUCAAUUCUUCAAUUAUUGACCGAUUCUUGAUGAAUGAGCCUCAAUCAACAUCAACAAAAAACAUGGUACACUUGGCUCAAAUUGUUAGACAUGGAGUUCUAGCCAAAUUCAAUUAUGAAAGACCAGAUUAUAACAUUGUGCACUAUGGACAAGUAGUCCCACCAAUAUAUAACCUAUCAAAUAUUCCACAUGAUCUCCCUCUCUUCAUUAGCUAUGGAGGACAAGAUGCACUUUCUGAUGUUCGUGAUGUUGAGAAUUUGCUUGAUAAGCUGAAGUUUCAUGAUGUCGAUAAAAGAAGUGUUCAAUUUGUGAAAGAAUAUGCUCAUGCUGAUUACAUAAUGGGGUUUAAUGCUAAGGACAUAGUGUAUAAUUCAGUUAUUUCAUUUUUCAAUUCUCAAGGUAAUACUUGA